Molecule: messenger RNA, 1656 nt
Organism: Penicillium samsonianum
Lineage: Eukaryota; Fungi; Ascomycota; Eurotiomycetes; Eurotiales; Aspergillaceae
Product: putative MFS sugar transporter
Exons: 2
Coding region: 1-1656 (551 amino acids)
Biological process (GO): carbohydrate transport; transmembrane transport
Cellular component (GO): membrane
Molecular function (GO): carbohydrate:proton symporter activity
Source: RefSeq, a predicted model, not a curated record
AUGACUCAAGGAAACGAUACCCUGAGCAAAACGACCUCCUUCCCGUCAAUUUCACACGCCGAGCAAGGCAGCUCGAAUAGCACCACCCUCAGCCGAACUGAUACGGCCAUCCUCAUUGGCAAUCUCGCGACGGUAUUGCCUGAAUUGCGUCCACUCGACUCUCCAGCUAGGGCGGCCACUCAAGCAGAACAGAAACUGACCUUUAUUGGCGGAUGCCGCUUGUACCCCAAGGCCAUAGCCUGGUCGUGUAUUUUGUCCUCCACCCUGAUCAUGGAAGUAUUUGAUACCCUUCUUAUCUUUAACUUUUUUACUUCCCCGGCAUUCAAGCAAAAAUACGGAACACCCUCUCCAGGCUCCGGGUAUCAAAUCUCCUCAACGUGGCAAUUUGCUUUAUCAACUGCCGCAGAGGCUGGGGAGAUAGUCGGGCUCCUUGUGAAUGGCUAUCUCGCCGAUCAAAUCGGGUAUCGCUGGACCAUCGUCUCUGCAUUGACCUUCCUCAUGUUCAGCAUUCCUUUAUCAUUUUUUGCGGUGAACAUUCGGAUGUUGUUAGCAGCACAAAUCGUGUGUGGGAUCCCAUGGGGCAUUUUUCAGACGUUAUCAACCACAUACGCAGCUGAAGUGAUGCCUGUAAAGCUACGUGCUUACCUACUCAGCAAUGUCAACCUGUGCUGGGUUUUGGGCCAGCUUUUGGUUACAGGGAUAAUGAGGACAUUUGUCGGCAACACUUCCCAGUGGUCGGAUCGGGUCCCCUUUGCACUUCAAUGGGUGAUUUGUUUCCCCAUUUUGAUCGCGGUCAUGUUCGCCCCAGAAUCCCCCUGGUGGCUUAUCCGUCACAGACGAGAAUGUGAUGCCAAAAGGUCAUUGGCGAGGUUGACCAGAAAGUACAAAAUCAAUGUCGACCAGAUAAUCGCUAUGAUGAAGCAUACCAACGAGAUUGAAAAAUGUUUGAAAGAAGACGAUGGGGGCAUGUCAUAUUUAGACGCCUUCAAGGGGGUGGAUCGCCGACGAACCAAGAUCGCCUGUAUGGCUGGGUUUAGCGCCGCCAACGCCUCCAACCUCUCCCUUGGCAUCUACGGGAUAGCCAUAGUUAGCGCUGCGAUUUCCUGGUCGCUCCUAUCGCGUUUCGGACGUCGUAGGCUGUAUCUCUGCGGUCUAUCAGCUCUACUAACCAUUCUAUUGAUUGGCGGCGUUGUCGGCGCUCUUCCAACAUCCCGUGGCCAGCUAUGGACUCUUGGGUCCCUGCUGUUGAUUCUGACAUUCGUGUACGACAUGACCAUCGGACCUGUGUGCUAUGUUCUGGUCGCAGAAAUCCCAUCGACUCGGCUUCGUGUAAAAACAGUUGUUAUGGCUCGGACGGCCUACAACUUAGCUGGGAUCCUCAUCAAUUGGAUCACCCCACGUAUGCUCAGCCCCACGGCGUGGAACUGGAAGGGAAAGUCCUGUUUCUUCUUCGCUGGCACGACAGCGCUGUGUCUUAUCUGGUGUUACUGGAGGCUGCCUGAGACCUUUGGCUUGAGCUAUUUGGAGAUUGACAUCUUGUUCGAAAGAAAAGCGAAAGCCAGCAAGUUCCGCGAGCUUCGGGCCAACCUCGAAAGCUCGGGAUAUUUUAGCAUUGAGCACUCGGCAGAUGAGGCAAGCACCUGGCGGAGGUAUUGA